Molecule: messenger RNA, 688 nt
Organism: Syzygium oleosum
Lineage: Eukaryota; Viridiplantae; Streptophyta; Magnoliopsida; Myrtales; Myrtaceae
Product: ethylene-responsive transcription factor WRI1-like
Exons: 3
Coding region: 1-576 (191 amino acids)
Biological process (GO): regulation of DNA-templated transcription
Molecular function (GO): DNA-binding transcription factor activity; DNA binding
Source: RefSeq, a predicted model, not a curated record
AUGACGGUGAAAGCUGAAGAGAACACGGGGAGGCGCCGAGUUUACGUGGCGGUAGAUGGCGAGGCGCCACGGCCGUGCCGCGUCAAGAGGCGCCGGAGAGGACCCCCGGCCCCUUUGGUUCCGCCCAGUUGCGACGACAGCCAGGCCCAGCAGCCGCAACAAGGGGACCAGAUGUCUUCGGCCGCCGCUGUGAAGAGGAGUUCGAGAUUUCGCGGCGUGAGCAGGCAUAGAUGGACUGGCAGAUAUGAAGCUCACCUGUGGGACAAGCUCUCCUGGAAUGUGACCCAGAGAAAAAAAGGAAAGCAGGUUUACCUAGGUGCUUUUGAUGAAGAAGAAGCCGCCGCGAGAGCAUACGACUUAGCCGCGCUCAAGUAUUGGGGGAUAUCGACUUUUACCAACUUCCCGGUACGCAUGACUCGAGAAAAGAAUCGAUACCUUUCCCAUGAAACUAUGGGAGAUAAAGCAUCUCUUCUGAAUAAGCCUAUUAAUCAUCUGCAGAUAUCAGAUUAUGAGAAUGAGAUAGAGAUAAUGCACAGUAUGACAAAGGAGGAAUAUCUGGCUUCAUUGAGAAGGUGAGAUCUAACUAUCAAGCAAAGCAAUAACCAUCUCAAUGACAUUUGAGAAUUAGCCUUCCCUGACUAACAUCUUCCGGGUUAUCUUUUCAACAGGAAAAGCAGCGGCUUCUCUA